This is a messenger RNA of Chaetomium fimeti, 1224 nucleotides long. RefSeq lists its product as uncharacterized. The coding region runs from base 346 to 1209 and encodes 287 amino acids. The record is from RefSeq and is a predicted model, not a curated record. Gene Ontology annotation, molecular function: oxidoreductase activity. The transcript is spliced from 2 exons. NCBI's taxonomy places the organism in Eukaryota, Fungi, Ascomycota, Sordariomycetes, Sordariales, Chaetomiaceae.
CGUGGGUCCAGUUACCACCGUCCUGAAACUCGUUCUGGACCACGCUUGACAGAUGCACAACUGUUGCUUCGGCCAAUAAGAGUGCCUCGUGCUGCUCCUCCCCCAGACCUUGGCACCGCUGCCAGCCGUGGUUCCGGACUUGCCUCGGCUCGGCUUCCGAACUGUUAGUAGCCGGCAUCUCAACUCAUCUGAGCUCAACUCAAGUCAGCUCAGUUCAAGUCAAGUCAACCACGACACCGGGAGCAAAGUCCACUUGAAUCCAUACCAUUUCAAGCUCAACCUUUACAACAGCAUCCAGCCAACCCCACCCUUUCUUUCCCGUCCAAUCCCCAAACAACCCUGACAAUGGACAUCCAAUCCCUCUUCUCCGUCAAGGACAAAGUCGUCCUCGUAACCGGCGGCGCCAAAGGCGUCGGCCGCAUGAUCUCCGAAGCCUUCGUCCGCAACGGCGCGCGCGUGUACAUCGCCUCGCGCGACGCCGCCGCCUGCGACACCGCCUGCGCCGAGCUCAACGCCCUCCCCCCCACCACCACCUCUUCACCAAAGGGAAAAGCGAUAGCGCUCCCCGCAGACCUCUCCUCGCUCCCGGCAUGCGAGCGCCUGGCGGCCGACCUCGCGGCGCGAGAGCCCCGCCUGCACGUGCUGGUCAACAAUUCCGGCGCGACGUGGGGCGAGGCCUACGACAGCUACCCGGACGCGGCGUGGGACAAGCUGCUGACGCUGAACGUGCAGCGCGUGUUUGCGCUGACGCGGCUGCUGACGCCGCUUCUCGAGGCCGCGGGGGCAGCCUCCAGGUCUAACCCCGGAGGAGGAGAAGAAGGGGAAGGCGGCGGGGGGGUGGUGCUGGACCCGGGCCGGGUGAUCCACAUCGGGUCGAUCGACGCGCUGCGGGUGCCGCUGCUGCCGACGUUUGCGUACAGCGCGAGCAAGGCGGCGCUGCACCACCUGAGCCGGCACCUGGCCGUGGAGCUGGGCCCGCGCGGCGUGACGAGCAACACGCUGGCGUGCGGGCCCUUUCCGAGCAAGAUGAUGGCGGCCACGCUACGGAAUUUCGGGGAUGAGAUCAAGGGCGCGAAUCCGCUCGGCCGUAUUGGCCUGCCCGAGGAUGUCGGCGGCGCCUGUCUCUUUCUGGCGAGCCGGGCGGGCGCGUUUGUGAACGGGGCGACGGUGGCGUUGGAUGGGGGGGUGUCGUUGAUGAGUAAGAUCUAGGGGGUGGUGGUGGUC